AUGGUGGAUAUUCCUCUAGUCAAGCCGACUCGCCUUCGUCUCUCGAUAUCGAAAGCAGAGACAUUAUUAUCAUCUGGAAUUCCCACUCCACAAUGGCGUAUCCAACUGAAAACCCCAUGGAUCAAAGACUACUUAGCCUUCAAUUCCAUCUCUGCUCUUUCAACACAGAAUAUUGACAAAGAGAAACCUCUAAAAUCAACAAUCAUCAGUUACGAAGACUCGCAGGCCGACGAGAACGACUUAAGGUCAUGGACUCGUUACAUUGUCCAAUCCGACGGUAAAGACGACGGAUUUCAUGACACCCACGACAACAAUGUCGUAGAACUCGACGUGGACAAAUUCAUCAAAUACCUUGUCGAACAUAAGAAUUUCAAAGCAGAGGACCUUCAAUUUCUACGUAAACCAGAUCUCGACUAUGGGUAUGACCAGAUAGAUGACGAGCUUGCUAAGAUUAAACGUGACGAGAAACAGCCUCACACAAUCAGUAUCGGUGGAGAAGAUGCUGUCGGUAGAGCUAAUUCAGAUUUCCCGCACAAAUUUGUUCUCUCCUUUUCAAUUCUCAUGUCAUUUCUUGCACUCUAUUAG
Sungouiella intermedia is the source of this 585-nucleotide messenger RNA. NCBI's taxonomy places the organism in Eukaryota, Fungi, Ascomycota, Pichiomycetes, Serinales, Metschnikowiaceae. The record is from the annotation of a GenBank genome assembly.